CUUUUCCGUUGCUCAGUUUAUGGUCCACAAGAAGUUUGUGAAUCUGACGUCGACACGAGAAUCCACGUGGAUUGACAGAACCCCACAUCCCGCGGCACGCAAUUAUCUCGACGAAAUGGCACCAAUCAACGGAAUUCGUGAUGAUGACGCUGCGUCAAUUCGUCUCCGAGAUAGCUUUCGAGAUGAGGUCUCGAAGCGAAUGGGCGAACUUUUGUUAAAGGGACAGACGAUGUUGGAUGAGUACUGCCCGACUUGCAGUGGAAUUCUCAUGGAGGACCGAGCUCUCGUGCGUCGUUGCGUCACCUGUGAACUUUUCAGAGAAAAAUCGUCGGUUAUUGUCGGCGAGGUUUCAUUGCAAGACGAAGACCUGAAUGAAGCUGUGAACAACAAGAUCCCAACCCCAGCGGCUCCAGUGAAUAAACCAGCGAAAAAAGCAGUGCUCCAGAAAUCUGCUCCAGCGAAAAAGAAGGAAGCUGUUCCGGCUGCUGCUGAGCCAUCAUCGUCUGAUACAAUUGAAUCAGCCACCACUGCAGUCCUUCAGAAGCUCGAAUGGGCCACCGAUCGGCUCAAUUCAACGGAAGAAGUCGCUCGUGUCAUGGAUUUUCUUUCCGUCAUUCAAAAAUCUGCCGAAACUCUCAAGGCUCUCCGUAUUUGAAUCUCAUGUUGCUCUUUUUGUUUUCGAAUUUUGUGGUUCAAUUAUUGCUUGUUGGUAUAAUUUGAAACAUUUUCAAAAUAAAUAAACGCUUUUUCCAUUU
Messenger RNA from Caenorhabditis elegans, 755 nucleotides. It is a transcript of the gene Y39A1A.3, whose product is annotated as Sjogren's syndrome/scleroderma autoantigen 1 (Autoantigen p27). The record is from RefSeq and is marked reviewed. Bases 20 to 655 code for a protein of 211 amino acids. Lineage: Eukaryota; Metazoa; Nematoda; Chromadorea; Rhabditida; Rhabditidae. The transcript has 3 exons.